CUAAAUUGCUUGCCUUGAUUCAGUGAAAUGUUUGUACCUGCUCUCCACUAUCUCUACAUUCCUUAACUCUGUGCAAUUGUCUACUCCCUAGUCCGACGCCAUUUGUAUUACAUGUGUGUCUGUGAAUCCAGUCCCGCAUUUUUGUGCCUUCCUUGUCGUUGUAUAAUUGCCCUUUCAUGUGUCUCACCUGAUGUUUAUUUGUUAGACCACCCUCACUCCCAUGCCCCACCUAGGUUGUCUCAUUCCCCUGUGUAUUCAUACCUGCCCUUCUCAGUUGCACCUUGCUAGUUUGUCAUAUCCUGCUUUCCAAAACCUGAGCCCUUAUUUUCCUUUACUCCAGUUUUAGCCUCCUUGUUCCCGAGCCCUUGCCCUUGUGGCAUUCUCUAUCGUUGGUUUUUGUUUUCUGGAUUCCUGUGUAUGAGCCCCUGCCUGAUUCUCUGGACUCUUCUCUGGUUUUUGUGGAUAUCUGUACCUCUGCCUUAUUUGGUCUGACUUUUUCAUCAUCCCAGUGCCUGCUAUUGGUUCCUCUGUUCCCCCAGCCAUGACACAACUGUUGUUGCUAAAGCAAUGGCAUCUUAAAAUAGUUUAUACAGAUAGAACCGUGAGUUUUAACGCUUUAAAAUGGUAUAUCCUUGGCCGGUGAGACUUAGGGGGUUAAAAGCCUACAUUGCAUUUGUUAGAUACAAACAAACCAUGAUGACAGUAGUACACAUUGCGAUUCAAAUUAGCCACUGCCUGGGAAAAGGCAUCAGAGUAGUAUAAGUCCAGGAAAAGUAUAUAGUUAUUUUAGGUAAAUACAUAGUUUUCCAGUAUUCCCUUUUUCCCUAAAAAUAUAACAUUACCAGGCCAUAGAGCCUGUCAUUGGAUCAUUUGUGGUCAUGUAAUGGUUCAACAUUUCAUGGGUAUAAAGAUGUAAUGGCGCAGAAUUCAGAUAAGUGUCUCUUCAGUGAUCAGUUAAAGCAAAAAAAAAAAGGUGUAGGACCACAAUAUAGUGCUGUUGGGCGGUAGCAGGCUGUUGUAACUGCCAGACCCAGGUGGAAUUUAGACCAGUACUGUGCAGAUUAGUUUUAGCCAAUAAUUACGGAGCCCUUGACCUUGUAUAUUGACCUUGAUGUAAGAGGUCAAAUGGGUGUAUGGUGGCCCUGCUCACCACUGUCGAAAACGAAAUUACUUUUGCAAGCAGAAAAGGAAACGGGCAAAGCAGUAGUUGUGCUUUGAGAAUAGUUUUGCACACUUGUUCAGAUUAUGUGCAUGUUAAAAGUGUGGAUUUCUCCUCGACCGUCAAAGUCAACAACAUUCCACUCAAAGAUGGGCUUUUUUUGUUUUGUUUUAGCGUUUGUCUUUAAAGUAAUGCCUCGGACACUCCUGUUUAAGUAAGCUCAUGUACGCAGAAAAAGUGUGAAACAUACCAUCCUGAACUCUGCCCGCAUACCAAAAAAACUUCAUAGAGGUUUCACCAUUCAAACUGCGUUGCACAGUGUUGUGUGCCUUUAUACACGCCUGACACAAGAAGCAAGAGCAUUAAGUGUCUGCAUUCUUUCUAAGUCGGAAUAAAAUAAAAUGGUCCGUUAUUAAGCAUUUUAGUCAGUUUUGCAUUUUUCCGAGGGUUAAUCGACUUGCAGUGCCCUCCAAAUAUGUGUCAACGGUAGAAUGAUUUUUUUUCAUCAGUGGAUAUUGCAUUUUCAUCUUACUAUGGCUGAAAAACAUCUAAUCUGGUUGGGGAGGGCAGCAGUAAAAAUAUCACAAGCGACUGUACGCAGAAGGCUUUGAGAGUAGAAUUGCAUGUAUAGUAUAGAGGCAAGAUGUGAACCUCUUAUCAGCAUCCCACCUCAACUGUGCAAUAUGGAGGAGGUAGUAUCAUGGCUUUGGCAUGAAUGGCUGCUUCUAGAACAGGUUCAAUCAUCUUUAUCGGAGAUGUAAUGGUGGAGGGCAGCAAUAGGAAUUAUUUGAAAGUGUAUAGACAGAUUUUGUCUCCCCAUGUACAAGAAAUGUGUCUGACGGUUCAUCCUUCAACAAGACAAUGACAAAAAACACACAGCUUAUGCAACCAAAGCAUUCACCAGUGGGAAAGAUGGUAAACUUUUGGACUGGUCAAGUCAGUCAUCUGAAUUAAAUCCAACUGAGCAUGCAUUUCAUAUCACUUAGAACUGUAAGGGCAAUUUUAAAAAAAAGAGUCAAACAUGGAAUGGUUGCAAACUUGUCAGAAAGAAGACACAUGCGCAGGUUGUCCCCAGGGAUGGCGAGGAUGAGGAAGGCCAUAACGAACCCAAGGAUCACUGUUUAAGAAUAGCAGAGAUUGGUUGCAUCUUGCGGUCGGCAAGUCUCAAAAAGCCAUAAAAUUAUAUCAAUGAUUGUAAAAAGUUUUGCAUGGAGGAAUGUUCAAAAAUCCCUCCAAGGUACUCUAACCUUAUCGCGAAUUAUCGGAAAAUACUCAUAGCUGUCAUCUUUGCCAGGGUUGUUUGCGAAAAAAUAAUAAACCAUGGGAGCCAAUUAUUGUGAAUUUUAUUAUUCUUUUUUUUUAUGUAUGACUAAAUGUAUGAUUAAUUCCAUUGAAUCUUUAAUAAAGCACACUUUACACAUGUUGAAAGAAAGGCUUAUGUCAAUAACUAUUGUUUUUAGUUUACAAAUAUUGUGUUUAGUGCACAGUGCGUUUUUCUCAAAUGCGCCAAUAAUUAUGGACAGUUAUUUUCUGUAGGAGAGGUUUGACAGCGCCAUAAGCACGUGUUACGAGACAAAGAAAGACCCUGCUCAGGACUAGGGGUCGUAAAGUGAAAGUGGGGUUACCGAAUACUUGUUCGCGCGUUCUAAAGCAAAGAAAACGCGGUUUCAGAGAUAUUGGAGCCUAUUGCUAUGAAUGAUUUGGUGAUGAUUUGAUGCUGGCUACUGGUAAGUUUGAAUUUUAAUGAAUGGAAAAUAUAAUAUAUAUUAUUUUUUUGCACAUAGGACACGAUGCAUGUACACCCCUUAGGGUAGGUCUAUAUGCUACAUAUUCCUGGUAAUACGUGUAGCCUACAUUUUGAAAUGUAGCUUCCUAUAUCAACGAGAUUAAAUAGUCUGUAUAUUUGAAAUGUGGCCGGUAUAUUUUUCUACAGAUCUUAUAUUUACCUUAUUUCUUAUGUUGUUUUAAGGAGGUAGAAUGGAAUAUAUAAAGUACCAAUUGUAGGUGUCACAUGGUCUGUAUUUCAAAACUGUCGCUGUAGGACACGAUAUUUAACGUAGAGUUUAUAGCUAGUUUGAUAAUAGUUACUUCCUGUCAAUAUCUUUCUGCAGUUAAAAGAAUGACCACUCAAUACCAAGCUUUCAAAACGUCAAGAAGAAUCUGUGUUGAAACGAUGCUUCUUUGCGUAAUAGUGUGCCAGUGCAGGUGGUGUGAGGGGGUGGUAGAGAGACGGGCCACCAUCAGAGUGAAAGUGGGAGACAGCUCUCUUUUCCUGUCUCGCCUGAAUCCAACCAAAGCUACAAUGUUGACCUAUUUUUUAAGACAAUUAGAAUAGUUUUCUGGAGUCCUCAAACAUUAUUUCAAGUUCAUGAACAAUAUAAGGGAAGGAUCACUGUUGUCAAUGACUCAGUGUGGCUGAACAAACCAAACCUAUCAGAUUCUGGCUUGUAUCGAGUUAAAAUUGAAUAUAUAUCAGGGCAUUUUAGGGCACCAGAGAACACAUACUUUCACCUGCAGUUUUUUGGUAAGUUGGCACAAAGCAGAUUUCACAUUAUCUAAAUGUUUUUCCACCUUUUACACACCAUCAUUUGUCAUUCAUAUUAAGUAUUGUAUUAUAUUAUUAUAGGGAAUACAUAAUGACAGCAAUAAUUCACUUGUAAUUACACGGACUGGCUGUACACGUGGCAUAUGUUGCCAUUGAAAGUUGGCAAACUACGCAAAGUGGUAUGUAUUCUUGCCGACCUGUGAAGUGCGCCCCCCCUCCUCCAUUUUAAGUUACUUACAUUUAUCCUCAGGCGUUCAGAUUCCUUUGUACUAUGCUCAUUAAAAUAAUGAAAAAAUAAAAAUAAAAUAAAAAAGUUGGGCAAACAUUAGUCAACUAGACUGUUAACCCUUGUGUGGUCUUAAGGGUAAAAAAUGACCCGCCACUAUGUUUAAAAGCAGAGGAAACCCCCAAAAUGACAUUUUUUCAACUUGAAAUUUGACAGGUUGUUUCUUCAUGCAAAAUAGACUUGGGGUUUAAAAUUUUAUUAAACUGCUUUAUUUUAGGGGUUUAGUGAAGGGAAUUUUUGACCCUUCAGACAAGGGGAGUAUACAGAAUGUUAAGACUACACAAGGGUUAAUACUUCCACAGAAUUAUUUUCUGGUAUUUGGGGUACACAUUAAUGCUUGGCAUUACCAAAUAAUGGAAGUUGAAAUGUCCCAAGUGAAUGUCCCAUGAAUGUGAAAUGGCCCAAGCCUCUGGAUAUUUAAAUGUUUACUUUGUGUUCCAUAUGAGAAUGGAGUGAAGUUAAAAUUGUGAUUACUUUUCCUGUAGAGCCCGUCUCUAAACCCAACAUCACAGCAGAGUGCCUGGGGAAUAAUGUCAGUCUCAGCUGCUUCAGUCAGGGGACUGAAAUUACUUAUAGCUGGGAAACUCUGCCCCCCAGUGGUAAUGACAGCUAUGUGCAGCUGGGCCAAACUAUUCACCUCCAGCUACACCCCCACCCUCCCUCCACAACAUACACGUGCACCGCCCAUAACCCUGUCAGCAAAGCCUCCAGUGAUUCUACUGAUCUGGAAAAGUGCUUCACCUCAGGAUCACAAGGAAGAUGGAUUCCAGCCUUGUGUGCAUCAUCUAUUUUCAUUGUCUUCGGAGCACUAGUACUGCUGUACAUGAGGAAAAGGCAAACACAAUAUGAAAGGGAACCAAUUCAAGAGGCAGUCAUGGAGAACGAGCCACCAUCUGCAAUGCCUUCUAUUGAUCCAAUAUAUGUCGCAGGAAUAUACACUCAGUGAGCACUUUAUCAGGGGAGAGCUCAUUCCAGCACUGGGGGCCAAAGUAAAGAUGAGAUGUGACAGAGAGGAGGGACCCUUUCGGAAAGGGAAUGAAAACUAACAGAAGAGGCAGAGUGGAGCGGUCUGGCAGGAGUGAUGAAGUGGUCUGUAUUCUUUGGAAUGAUCUGUGGGUGCAUCGUUCUCAAUCAGUUUAGCAAUGCCAGAGUCAUUCCUGAAGGAGUUCCAUAUGAUGAGCCACCAAAUGUGCCCUACUGGCCCUACUCUACCACGGACUUCUGGAGAUACGUGGAAUACUUCCGCAGCAUCGGGGCCUACAACCACAUCAACGAAAUGGCUAGGGCCUUUUUCGCCCAUCAACACCUUGGAGACACACUGGGCUAUGAAGUUGCUGGGGGGCAUGAACAUUAAAAAUAAUAUGUUGAGGAACAAUGGUGUCCAAUAAGCUUUAGAGAUGCUAUUCAGCCAGCAGCUGAUGUGGUCAUAAAACAUUAAAGGUCCCAUUCAAUCAAAAGCUCUAAAUAAGUAAUUAAAACCUGAGUUGGAAGGAACCCAAUAAACCAAUAAUCUCCAGUGUACACCACUGAUGCCAACCUUGUGUUGUAAAUCACAUAGGUGAAUGAAGUAAUCCAAAUAAUCUUAAAAUAAUAUUAUAUAGUAUUUCUUAACGUGAACCUAUAGCAGUUGAGUUCACAAUUUUAUAAUGACCCAUUGUACUUUAGAAUUAUCUACAAUUGAUCUCAGUUUGUGGGUUAAUAUUUACAAGCUAUUUACAAAUGUAAAGCAUGUCA
Conger conger (European conger) is the source of this 5724-nucleotide messenger RNA. RefSeq names its product otospiralin (gene otos). The record is from RefSeq and is a predicted model, not a curated record. Lineage: Eukaryota; Metazoa; Chordata; Actinopteri; Anguilliformes; Congridae. Bases 5072 to 5344 code for a protein of 90 amino acids. Gene Ontology annotation, biological process: sensory perception of sound. The transcript has 9 exons.